This is a messenger RNA of Cinara cedri, 637 nucleotides long. Lineage: Eukaryota; Metazoa; Arthropoda; Insecta; Hemiptera; Aphididae. The record is from the annotation of a GenBank genome assembly.
AUGUGUUUAAAUUAUCGACAAAAUCCAAAAAAUGAUAUACUUUUUUUUCAGGUAUUUACCGUUUCAAUUCUCGGCAAGAAAUUUGAUAACGGUAAAGUGGUUAACGUUGCAAACGCCAAAAGUUUUUGUAAGAAGAUAAUCAUCGAUACAGGAGUUCAUAUCGAAAUUAGCACCACAAAGACUAAAGCUGAUAUGACUUUCAUAGUGAGUGGUAAACAAACUAACGUAGAAGAAGCUAAGAAAAGGAUAGUCUCUAGUAUCCAGACGCAGGUAAUUGUAUUAAUAUUGGAACUAUUAUAAUAUAUUAUUACUAUACACUAAACUAUUAUACUACCUUUAAAAAUGCCAGAGUGCGACAAAAAUCUGUCUUCCAGUUCACUUAUGAAAUAAUCAAUGUAGGGUAGUGGUAUGUAACCUGGGGGUCGUGAAAUUAUAUUGGGGUGUUACCAAUAAUUUAACACCAAAUUAAAAAGUUAUAUACGAUAUGUAGGUAUAUUAUUUUAAACAUUUAUUUAAGAUUAGCAGUGUCAAUUAUCAAACCAAAUACAGAAUCAAUCAUUUGUUCAAUGUAAGCUCAGGUCUCUCAUUAAUACCAUUAAAUCAUGUUAUCACAUUACCUAACCUAGAAAUUUUAUAA